GAAGAACGCGAGCAGGGUGUCCUCAGUGUCUGCCACUAACGGGGCGAGCAAACAGAAGGCACGGCACCCCUGCCGAAAAGGGCGCACGCGCAUCCCUUCGCGGCACGUUGCCAGGGUCAGCUGAUUCAAUGAACUUGCCAGGUUCGGCCAGGAAUCGUCGAGUUCGCCGUAGUUCGCCGGAAGAAGAGGGUCAGGCCUUUGUUCGAGGGAGAGAAGAAUCUCGAGUGAUUCGGUUCAGCCGUAUCGCGGCCGUGCGGGAUAAAAAAUACUCACAAGUCUUUCGUUCUCGUAACCGACCUGCACAGGGAUCGUGUUUUACAGAGAUGUUCAUGCUGCCCAAAGUCAGCAGGGAUAACGGGAAACUUUCAGCCAAUUCAGUGGAAACGUAUUUUCUGUGUGAAUCCGUGUACAACGUGCAUGAUCAGUGUCCUUCCGCAUUUAGCCGCCGUUCACUGCUUGUCCAAUCGUGGUUCGUCAUCUAUUCAUACAUCAAAGGCUUACAAAUUAUAUUUAUGAUCAAGGUUUCAGUGGGUUUCACCUAAUACCGAAGCGGUAAGAUCGUUCGGGUAAACUCUAGACUACAUUAUUCUACGAGUAGCUGACUGUAGGGAGUUGAGUUCGUAUUUCUCGACACGAAACGUGUCUCUGGCCUCGAGGAAUGAAAUACUCCCGAGUCACCCUGCCCCUCGUCCUUGCGGCUUUGAAUUAUUCAAUUAGCUAUGGACGCUCACAGCAGCGUGAAUAUUAACGUCUGAUAACCAUUUUGGUGGAAAUAACAGGUUCAGGCGCUUGAAAUUUUGCUACAUGCACCGUUUUAAAACUUCUCCACCGAGGAGAAUGAGAUCUUAUUGAAGAAACUUGAGUGGGAUUGAUUGAACGGUAUCUAGAUGGUCGGUAGAUUCAAUAAAACUCGUGGUGUAUAGUCAUCCUACGAUUUUGCUGCCUCACAACCGCGCUGUAAUUGGAGGAAUUUUGGUAAGCAGGGAGCGCGACUUACGGCUUAUCUUGAAAUGAAAGCGAAACGAGGAGGGCUAGAUUACGGGCGGCUGAAAGGAUCAUGAGAGGUCCGGAAAUGCUCUGACUAUAGCUGUCGAAUGUGGGAAAUCACGGUUCAGUAGCACGUGAACCUUGUGAAUUAAUUCCGAACCACAUUACAGCCGAGCACAUAAGCGCGCGCCUUCCGUGCCUUAAUUGAAAUAAAUGACCUUCUCGACUUUCUUUCUUCAACUUCUACCGAGUACUAACUACGCGUCCCCGGAGCGCGUGAUAUUUGAGGAAAUGAAAAUUUUACCUCUGUCCGAAAGCUUCGUAGCGCCGUGUGAGUGUAGGUGAUGGAAAAUGGAGCACACCGAUGUACGGCCAGUCAUUUGAUUUGUAGUCUAUUUUCAUGCACCCGUCGAGUAGCGAGUCUAACGAUAUUUACCCUUCAUCUGUAUGCAAACAGGGUGACGCUACGCUGUUUACGCCUGCCUGAGGAUAGCCAGGAUCCUUUUACCUUCGCCUCGUACUCCAACGGUGACGUAAUGCUCGCGCUUGUGAUUUUUCUGUAAUCAUCAAUUCACGUCGCGUUCGUGCCUAUAUGUUGUUCGGCUGGAGAUAAGGCCAGUCACAAUGUUUUGGAACGGGGCAUGGGAAUUGACGCAGUGACCAGGUGGUGUCGCAGGCUAUUACCUACACCUGUCAUUAGCAGAUAUAUUGGAUUGACGGAAUCUUUUUUCGCUGAAACAAACCUGAUUAGCGGAUUACAAAAUGUAAUCCACGUAUUUUUGGGAUGAAAUUCACAAGUUCAAAAUGAAGCCAAGGAAUCCGGAGAACUGUUAUCUUGGUGUAUGGCUUCGAAAUUCGACUUUAAAUUCCUGAACUUGAACAGGAACUUGAUCGGCUUUGGUACCAAAAUACCUGCAGACGUAUUAUGCCAGUUUUUAAGGUUCAUUCGCAACGAGGACCACCAACUGCAACGCAGUUUAUCGGAAAUCCAUAUCACAGAGUUAAAUAUGCAAUAUAUACCACGGUCGCACUCUAUUUAUGCUGUCAAUUAUUGCGUACAUACGUAGGAUGGUAUAUACGUGCAGAAAUGAAGGGCUGAUAUUUCCGUUCGUCCGAAAUAUUCUAUUCAUUUCUUUGCUCCGUAAAAUCUGACACCUUGACACUAUGACUUGUAGAUUUGGAAUAAGGUGAAAGGUUCCUCGUUCCGUGAUUUGGAUGACUAAAUGUAAAUAUAAGAUCUGCACCGUCAUGGAAACAUAUCAAUUGUUUUAUUAUCUAAAAAAAUCAACUCAAUUAGCAAAUACGACAAUUUUUUGAUGCAAAUAAUAUCGUUUCAUCUCUUCCCUUUUGGUACUCUGAAAGUUAGGUAUUAACAUUCGAUUUCUGUCUCACUUACUUUACCAAACAUUUGCCCCCCGGCGCUAUAAAUGCGUUACUCUGUCCGGAUCUGUAGUCAGACAUGUGUCAUUCUGACGACAGUGGAAACAAGUAUGGAAUAAUGUUCUUCCUGCUUUUAUACCCGCAACCAGCUAUUCUAUCGUUUAUACUUUGCCGGGAAACACAACGAACUAAAGAAGAAUGUAUCAGUAAUGUCGGAGUUUGUUUUCCGGUCUUUGUACUGCCUUUCCUUCGGAGGCUGAACCUCAUUUCAUCCAUUGUUUUAUUUUACGUACUUCUGCGUUAAAUUGCAUCUCCGUUUUUUCACGUACAUAUUUCUGGUCUAAAUUAUUUUCUUCCACUCUGUGCUGAAGAUCGUGAUAUAAGGAAGAAAUUCACACUCCGAAUUCUCAAGAUCACUACAGAAUCGAUUCAAAUUCCAUUUCUGAUAUGUGAAUGCUUGUCAAUAUAUGGCGAUGAAAAUUUCGACUGAGCGUUACUUCGAUCGCGUUACAUCGAUGGUUCACCGAACAGUUUGAAAAUAAAUUGACUCUAAGAUGCGUGAUGUGGAGAAAAAGAAUGGUAGCAAUGAAAUUUCAGAGAGGCUUAAAUUUUCACAAGUGAGUGCAACGAAUUGUGUCCUGCAACCAUGAGACACGAGAACGGUUAAGGUAGAGGUACAGAAAUUGUACCUGCAUGAUGAAGACCAGAAAGAUGAAGAUGAAGAUGAAGGACGGAAGAAGAUAAGGGAGGAUGAGCGGAUUCUUCAACUCCCUGAAAAGCCUCGCGUCAGGAGCUGCGAAUGCCGCUAGUGCUGCAAGCAAAGCUUGGAUCGAUUCUUCAACUUCAAGAGAUCUCCAAUGGAUUGCGUGAAGACACGAAGAUGAGGUUCAGUGUGGCACCCCAGCCGGGGGAAAGUGGGUUCACCCAAUGGCUAGACGCCAUGAAGAUGGUGGCUCGACUCCCUGGUGGUAUUCCGCCGGAAUUCAGAAAGAGAUUGUGGCUGACGCUUUCUGAACGACAUCUUCAACAGCGUGGAGUUGAUUGGCGACAGGCGGAAAAGCUCUGCUUCAACGAGUGGAGCAAUCCAGACGAUGAGGAGCUCGGUAUACAGAUCGUCAAGGACCUUCAUAGGACAGGCUGCAGUCUGUUCUGUGGCGCAGCAGGACGCGACAAUCAGGCAGUGCUUCGACGAGUCCUUCUUGGAUUCGCACGCUGGAAUAAGUCAGUUGGAUACUGCCAGGGACUGAAUGUACUGGCUGCUCUGGUACUCCAGGUCAUGGACCGUGCGGAGGCGGCUUCGGUCAAGGUCAUGAUUUAUCUGAUCGAAGGUGUUCUACCGGAGGGUUACUUUGCAGAUAACCUUCGAGGACUCUCCGUAGAUAUGGCUGUUUUUCGGGACCUUCUUCGUAUGCGGUUGCCGAAGCUCUCCCGUCAUCUAGAAACAUUGCAGAGUGAUGCCAAGGAUAAAGCGACUGGAAGCAGCUACGAGCCACCCUUAACCAAUGUCUUCACGAUGCAGUGGUUCCUCACCCUCUUCUGUCAUUGCUUACCCCAGGAGGCCGUACUUCGAGUCUGGGAUCUUAUCUUCCUGGAGGGUGACGAAGUCUUGCUGCGAACCGCUCUCGCCAUCUGGGAAGGACUAGCCGAUCGGAUAAUGACCGUAACUUCAGCCGAUGAAUUCUACAGCAUAAUGGGGGUGCUGACAAGAGAGAUGCUGGAAUUCACCGACACUAACAAUCUCAUAAAGGCGAUCGUGAGUACGGGGCCGCUGAUUGGAGUUACCGCCCUUCGUGAGAAGCAUCGGUACAACAUCACGCCCUGGGCCCGACGACUUAGCGACGAUGACGAAACCGAGACCGAAGAGGACGAACGGCUCGCCGUCGCUGCCGCCAUGUUCGGGAUGUCGCACAGAAGCAGAAGAGUUUCAGAACGUGAAACUUCAUCGUCAAGCUCACUGCAGACGGUCGCCGCUAGUAACGAUCGCGACAGACUUGCAUUGGACAUCAGCACGCUGAAGCAGCAGUACGCGAAGCUGAGGGAACGGCAACGCCAAGCUCACAUAAUACUCUCCGCUGCGUGCGCGAGACAGUCUCUCGUCCCUUCGGCCACUUCUCAGGCGAUGAACCAUUUGUUGGUCGGAAAAAGUGCCUUGGUUAGCGGCAAAGCCCGACAGCUAGGUCCUCUCCAUGGUGCGGUGUCACCCAGGGCGAGACUCGGUCCUCCUCACAGUCCUAAGAAUCCGAAUCGAAAGGACCGGCAAGGCGUCACUCUUCACUGGAAGGACACAAAGAGGCGAAAGGAAAACAAGGACGACACUCCAGGUGAAGGACCGUCUUGUGGCAACGACGCUGAAUCCACAAGCGAGGGGAUGUCGGUCGUCACAUCAACAUCCCCGCGACUUUCUGCUGGCGCAAAUGCCGACAGUGACAGCGACAGCACGUCGACGGAACUUUGCGACGAACCAGAUCGUCUCAGCGACGUCGACAGCGAGGAACUCACCUCUAAUUCCGAUUGCUACGUCAUGGCGACCGACGACGAGAAGAGUCCUCGCAGGGAAGGAACCGACAAUAAGACAUCACCCAGCCAUCACGAUUCCGCGUACGGUCAGCAAAAAGGAGCGCAGAGCUUGAAGCUACCCUCAAACCUCGAGGAGACUUCGAUCUCUGAGAUAACCGACCAGAUCCGCAGACUGUCGACGGAUAAUGAGAGACUGGGACGUUACAAGCUGGCUGACGAAGCGCCAGAUCAGGUUGAACGAGAAUCGUUGGACUCCGUGAAAACCGAUGAUGUGCCAGUGUUUGCCACGGACAUCGACUCGAUCAAUAGUUCGUCGGUUGAGCGAGUGGAAAGGCCAUCCGAAACGUUAGGUAGUUUUGAUUUUUCAAGCACCAUUAGCGGUGGUCCAAAUGCCGGUGAGAGUAGCUCAGUAUCUGUUGAAAAUGAAACUGAAGUUCAGAUACUUGACGAAUAUCAGUUUACUGAUCAUAGUUUAUUUCCAUUGAAAGUGCUUUCUAGUUCUCACCUGGUGUCAUCGGACGAUCCUGAAGUGUUGGAAUUCGAUAAAAAGGUAGCUGCAGAUACUAGUGCGCGAAUAGAUAGGCCCGAUAUGGGAAAGCGCUACGAUUUCGCUCCUGAGCUUAAAUAUUCGAAUUUUGACGACGAUAAUUUAGUUGCCGUAGAUUCGGAGGCUAGACAUUCCGAAACUGAGCCAGAUUUUGGUAAGGGUGCUUCGACCGUUCAGCUUGCUUCCUCGCCGGGGAUGAUUGGCGAUAAUUUGAACAAAGUAGUUGCCGAUUCAAAGCCUUACUCCAGAUCCUACGUAAUAGGACACGUUCCAAUAUCUCCGAUAAACUUAGAACAGAAGCUUAAUUACUUGGCCGAAUAUUCAUCCUCGACGGCUGCCAUCAAGGUUGUCGAAAGAGAGACGCAAGAGUUUCCAAUGAAGAUACACGAACCGCAGAACAAGUCCAACGGAGUCUUUGUAAAUAUUAGUAGCGUAGAUUUCACCAGAAAUAAUGACUUGGUUCGAAUCAAACCGGCAACGAGUCCAGCUGCGGUUGUUGGUGUUCGCCUAGAGCUGAGCCAAAGCCCCAAGACACCGGGCAGUGACAAAUCGUGCAGCUCUGGGGAAACCAUGGGUCCAGAUUCGAAAACCUCCAGCUUAACGACCAGUCCUCGAACUCCAGUGAGCUUCGAUUCGCGUGAUUUUCACGCGGAGAAGUCAGCCGCCUCUUCUGUGAGCUCGGAGUCAAAAACCCUGACCCUUCGUUCCAUCGGUUCCGAUGAUCAGGAUGUUCAGCUGAAAGCAGCGAUGCGAAUUACAUCCUUAGCCAAAUCAAGUUCACCGUCCCUGAUCAGCUUUGACUCUUUGAAAGGCAAAUCGAGCCUGAGUCCGAAGUUGGAGGCGAGUAGCUCCAGCGACUCGUGCAGCCCGGAUCGAAAAAAGUCUUCCGAAAGAUCGUUUAGCUCCGAUCUUCAAUCGCCGAUCAGUGCCAAUUCAAUAAAAUUUACUUCAAAUUGCAAAGGGGGUCGUGGCACCUACUCCGAUUCUCCGAUCAAUCUUUGCUCCGCGACUUCGCCGUUUUACCCAAUCGCACGCCCGAAUGAAAAGACACCCUCACCGUACAGCACUGCGAAGCAAAAGAACAGCACCACUGAUAGUGAGGAGACUUCACCCGAGCAAAAGUCCACGAGUUCAAAAGGAUCUGGAAAAUUAAUAGCUUCCGAAUCGAGGAAAGAUCGUGUCAUUAGAAGCGAAGAGGGAAUGGACUUCACCGGCAGUUCAAAGGAUGACUUUCGCCAUAAUCUGGGAAAAGACAGAUCGCAGAAAACCGAUAUCGAAUCGUCGCUGGCGGACGAUAAAUGCAAAAUGGAAGAAACAGACACAACGCGUUUCUAUGGGAUAAACUACUCACAAAGUUAUCGGACUGAGUCGCAGCUGGAAGAGAAUGAGUCGAGGGAUCAAUAUGCGGAUAAGGAUACCGUGUCCCCUUUGCCGCGAGAAAAAUUUGAAAAACUUGCAAUUUUCUACGACAAAAGUAGUAGAAGUUUAUUGGAGAGAAAUAAAGACAGGACGAACGAGUACGAAGUUGGUCAAGAUUGCUCGAAGCCUUUUGAGCGCAGCUCUAGCAGCUUAGACAAAAGAUUUACGGAUUCGAAACUUUCCUCUUCGUCUGAUGAGUUCGGAAGGAACAGUCUGAAGAAACGGUCGAGCGAUAUUUUGGAGGACUUGAGGCAUCUCGAGAUUAAAAGUACCGGUGAUGGGGGAUCGGAGAACGGAAUCACCAAAAAGGCGAGCUAUAUUCUACAGGAUUUGAAGAGCCUAGAGGCCAGAAGGCAAGACACCUUUAGCGAUUCGGCGAACGGAUUUUCUAAGGUCCGGUUGAUUGACCUUGAGAUGAAUAUUCCGACCGUUUCUAGGAAGCAGUACGUGAUCGAACCGAAAAUUCAAAUUCAGGAACACAGCGAUAGCUUUUUAAACACUCUCGCGCGGGUUUCGGAGAAUACGAAAACCGAUGAUGAUAAGGAGCCGAAGCUGGGCGUCUGGACGAAAGUUAAGCCGCGUAAGAAAAGUGAUAACGGUCGAAGAAGCAGCGACAGAGCGCUGAAAAUCAUUCAGGAGAACUCGGCGAUUCUGCAUAGAAUUCUUACCUGUCAGGCGAAAAAGCGACUGCCCGAUUUGGAGGAAAUAUCGAAAGAGAUAACUAUCAGCCCCAUCAACGAGGAGAUUUCAAAAAUAUUUAGUCCAAUUCUUGAGAAAAUCGGCCUCAACGAACACGAAAUUAACGAGGAAUUGGCCAGAAUUAAUUUCAAAGACUUGGACCAGCUAUCGAUGACCAGUGGUUCCGAAUUCGAUGCCAAGAUCAACGACGAGCUCUCAAAACUUUCGCUGAUCGAUGAUACCGAAGAGAUCGACAAUUUGGAUCUGGACGAAGCUUUGUCCAGAGAUUAUCUGGACACGAGAGAGGCUCUGAUCGACAGGCAGAUAAACGAGGAACUUUCGAAGUUGCUAGCAAACUACGAAGAACGGCCUUCAUCCUCGGCGGGUCUUCCGCGUCAGGAACAAGGCUCUUCUAGCCAAAACAUCAGCGAGAUGGAGGGACUAGACCUCUCGAGUAUCUCGACGAACGUCUUCUCUCACAAGUCGUCGAACGACUCGAUCGACACUAAGAGCGAACUCGGCUCGAUCCAAGAGGGAGUAAUAAAGCCGGAGAAAUCCUACGAUUAUAACGACAAGCCGAUUCCAUAUCCACCGCCGAAAUACAACCUUCAGGACCUAUCGCCUAAAAGUGACAUCGACAUUUACCGCGAGUUGGAGAAACUCGACAAGAUAUCAGCUGGGGAAAUAUACCCGAGUGUGCAACCGGUGUCAUCAGCGCCCGAGGUGAUUUCCACCAACCCUUACGCUCCCGAUCACGCGCUGACAUACGGGGAGAGAAUGUCGCCAAUCUUGAGUUACACCCCGAAGGCAGAGAAAUCCUUCGACUUGUCGCCAUUGAGGAGUCCCUACGACAGCUACAAGCCGUACGACUUCAAGUCGAGAAUUUCGCCGAGAAAAACGCCGGGCAAUCCGUACUCCGUUCGAUCAUACGAGAAGCCAUCGAUGGACUCGAGUUUUGAAUUGAGCGAUCACAAGUCCGUCGCCUCAUCGCACAUCUACGAUAUCUCACCGAAGAGGGCUGUCAUUUCAAAGGAAACGCUCGAAUUUCGGGUGAGAUACGACGACGAGCCACCGCCGAAGAUUCGGAGCGAUGAUUUCACCCUGCGAUCUUUUCAAACGGAUAUAGCUAACCUCGACAAAGGCGCUGCCUACUACGAAACAAACACGGCUGACCCCGCGAAGUAUCUACCGCGAGACGAAAGAGGCUCUUCCGAGAAGGAUAUUGGCGAGUCAACGGUCGACUACGCGUACAACAAGUCGGACCUUUGCCACAGGAAAUACCAGGACGUUUCCUCUCAGGAAUACUCCUACCAUAAAACGUCGGAUUACAACAGAUCAAGUUCCUACACUUUGCCGUCUUCGAUCCGCGAAGACGAAAUUGGCACUCAUUUGACCGUUCACAGACGCGAGUCGCAUUCCCUGUCACCGAGUCACCAGUUUUCGACACGGAAACUUCCCGUUCCGGUCAACCCUUACCUCUCGAAGCUUUCCCCUAGUCUAGAAGACGUCACGAAACGACCGGUUUCCCACCCGGAGUUCCUCGACAAAAUGAACGUUGCCAAGUACGCGGAUCAUUCGAGCCAAGGGUCGAAUAACUACCGGAAAUCUUCUCUGAGCUUGGGAAACAUCGGGCAUGCUAGCAGAGGCGCCACUCAUAGUCUGGAGAAGACGCCGAGCCCAAAGAUCCAAUUCAGCCCGUUUCCGGUCAGAAACACCGCUAGAAAACCAAGGGAGUUAGGGCUCAAGCUCGGCCUGUACUCGCCAGUCAGUCCUGAAGGUGGGCAGGUGAAACGAUCGCACUGAUUUUGAGCCCACGGCCGAUUUUAUUGAUUUUGAUACUUACUUUUUAACACUGUAUUAAUCGUUAUUCGAAAAUGUUUCCUUCCAUUUGCGCUACAUAGCUACUGCAAACUAUAGUUUAGCCGAGAAGAAAAAUAAAUAAACAAAUAAUAGUGAAUGAUUGAAAAGUCAUUCAACCAGCUAUUUUAAACAGACGUCAUAUUAUAACGAAUCAUCGUUCGAAUCUUGUUAUGGUUAACAAAGUGAGCCUAAGAUUUACUUUUCAAAAAGUACAACUGCAGCUUUGUUAUGGACAUUCAUCUCGCUCGUAGAAAGAUUAUUUUUGCAUACGCGUUUGAUUGAUUAGUUCGGAAUGUACUUGAAUGUAUAAGUUACAAUGGUCCAUAUUAAGAAUCAACGGGACUAUAAGUAUGCAUCCCGAUUUACGGUUCGAUGAUUUGAAAGUGAUUAGAUAAUAAUGAAAUGUGUAAAAAUGUAAGUAAAUAAAAAUCAGGGAUGGAUGAGAAUAUUUUUUCUUUCCUUCAUGUAAUACGCUAAGCCAACUAUAUUUACGUAAUUAUAUUGAUUUGCACAUUGAAUAUUACACGCGUAACGUUCUAAUGAAGUUAGGUAAGACUUAUGUAUCUGAUAGAAACAUCGUGUUUUAUACGUUUCCUAGUAAUUUGAAACCUAUUGUACCGUGUCAUUCUAGACAACAACUUUUUUUGGCGGGAAUAAUAUUUGCCAAUAACAUUUUUUGAUAAUAUGAUAUUUGUAUCGAUACUCUCCUUGUGUCAUCGUCAAAUUUUUGUUCUAUUUAUCAAAAGUUUCAGAGGUUCACUUUGUUAUGGUUGGUUAAGAGAAAACAUUAUCGACAAUACACAUUUUAGUGUAUCUAAUAAUGAAUUUUCCCACUGAAAUAUGAUACAAUACCUACCUUAUACUUGUAAAAUCAUUGGGUGAUUAAUCAUGGUGGUGAGAGGUUCGAUAAAACAGAAUGUUACGGGAGUAGCAUGAUGAAAAUGAGUAUUUCUAGUCCUAAAUAACAGAUAAUGUAGAGAAUAUCGAAAAGCGGAUAAGUCCUAUAAGGAUAAUGAGUUAUGAGAAAUAAGACACGUUUUUAAGUGAAUACGUGAAAUUGCUGUGCGAUGCUCUAGCUUCGUAAGGUUAUACUGUAAAUAGAAUUGUAAUGGUCUCGGCUGAUAAAAGACUGUAUAUUAGAAAGGCAUAAUAUUAUAAGCAAAUUAUAAAGAACAGUACACUGAAUAAAAAUAUUGAAUAAACAUUUA
Messenger RNA from Neodiprion virginianus, 10596 nucleotides. RefSeq lists its product as uncharacterized. Bases 3167 to 9331 code for a protein of 2054 amino acids. The record is from RefSeq and is a predicted model, not a curated record. Gene Ontology annotation, cellular component: endoplasmic reticulum. The transcript is spliced from 11 exons. Lineage: Eukaryota; Metazoa; Arthropoda; Insecta; Hymenoptera; Diprionidae.